UCCUUCGCCCUCUCUCUCUCUCCUAAGACUCCAGGAUGGAUAUUUUUUAACUGAUCAAUUUCGAUGCACAUUCACCUUCUGAAAAACAAGGGAGUCUCUGCGGCGGAGAUGAAGCCCGUCUUUAAUCGAAGCUAUCACCCCUCAGUUUAGGAAAGCCGCUGUGUUUUUAAACGCGGAUUUGAUCUUGUAAAUAUCUCUGAAUGUUUUUUGUUUUUUGUUUUUUUUCCACUGGAUAGACUGUGUGCGAGAGAGAAAUGUAUGCAAAAUGGGGGGGUCGGUUCGUUUAUGUAUCUUUCAAUAGCAGAACGCGAGGAUGUUUUUAAUAACACAAGGGAAUAUAUUUUAAUACAUAUUAUUAUUAUUAUUAUUAUUAUUAUUAUUAUUAUUAUUAUUAGAUACACGUUAAAUCUGAUCCACCACAUUCCGGAUUGUUGUUUUUCCUCUUGUAAAUCCGGCGAUGCGCACAAAACAAAUUGAGGAAGUCAGUAUACUGCUAUUGUCAAUAUUCUUAUCAGUGUUAUCAUUUGUAUAAUAAUAAUAAUAAUAAUAAUAAUAAUAAUAAUAAUAAUAAUAAUAAUGCAAAGGCUCUGAUAUCCCUCAUUCCCGAUCGUUGCGCGCUGUUCGUUUCUGCUGUUCGAUGUUUUUUUAUUUCACCCCUCGACCACCCCAAAAUGCGGAUCCAUUGAAGAGACGCAGCCCGGCUAAUCAGGGAAAAGAAACCCGGGGACUUUAACACAGAGCAGAGACACCCAUCGAUCGAGGAGAGGGGAGAGAAUGACCGCUGUGUGCUUUAGAACUGAUCGGAUUCUGUAAAUAUAUACACGAGAGAGAGAGAGAUAGCGCUAAAGAAAUAUAAUUGAAUAUACAUAUAGACGCACUGGCACUCAGGGAACAUGUCAUCCAGAUCAGCGCUACCUUCCGGGAAUGAACGGAAUGCAGAUCAUCAUGCCUCUCUGACAGGAAGCCGCUCUGAGAAGGGCUCUGGUUGGUCAAGCCGGUCGCUGGGCGCUCGCUGUCGGAACUCCAUCGCCUCCUGCACAGACGAGCAGCCGCACAUCGGCAACUACCGUCUGCUCAAGACCAUCGGCAAGGGCAACUUUGCCAAGGUCAAGCUGGCCAGACACAUCCUCACAGGCAGGGAGGUUGCAAUAAAAAUCAUUGACAAAACCCAGCUGAACCCGACCAGCCUGCAGAAGCUCUUCCGGGAGGUGCGGAUAAUGAAAGGCUUGAAUCAUCCCAACAUAGUGAAGCUGUUUGAAGUGAUCGAGACGGAUAAGACUCUCUAUCUGGUCAUGGAGUAUGCCAGCGGGGGUGAAGUGUUUGACUACCUCGUAUCUCAUGGGAGGAUGAAGGAGAAAGAGGCACGAUCCAAAUUCAGACAGAUCGUGUCGGCUGUGCACUACUGUCACGAGAAGAACAUCGUUCACAGGGACCUCAAGGCUGAGAACCUGCUCCUCAAUGCUGACUCCAAUAUCAAGAUCGCUGACUUUGGCUUCAGCAACGAGUUCACUCUGGGCUCCAAGCUGGACACCUUCUGCGGCUCGCCUCCCUACGCAGCCCCCGAGCUCUUCCAGGGCAAGAAAUACGACGGGCCUGAGGUGGACAUCUGGAGCCUGGGAGUCAUCCUCUACACCCUGGUCAGCGGAUCACUGCCCUUCGACGGGCAGAACCUCAAGGAGCUGAGGGAGAGGGUGCUCAGAGGGAAGUACCGCGUCCCCUUCUACAUGUCCACUGACUGUGAGAACAUCCUGCGCCGCUUCCUGGUGCUCAACCCAACCAAGCGCUGCACCCUGGAGCAAAUCAUGAAUGACAAGUGGAUCAACACUGGCUAUGAGGGGGAUGAGCUGAAACCACACCUGGAACCACAGGAGGAUUACAAUGACGCCAAACGCAUCGAGGUGAUGGUGGGGAUGGGAUACUCUCGUGAAGAGAUCAGAGACGCUUUGACCAAUCAGAAAUACAACGAGUUGACAGCAACGUACCUGCUGCUGGGGCACAAGAACCAAGAGCUGGAUGGCCUAGACUCACGCUCUGGCAGCAGCCUCUCUCUGGCCCGGCUCCGCCCCAGUAAUGACAUCACCAACGGAACCAGCAAGCACCCGACAUCAUCGACGACGUCAUCGUCAUCCUCGCACAGCAAGAGCCAGCGCAGCUCCUCCACUUACCACAGGCAGCGCAGGCACUCGGACUUCUGCGGCCCCUCCCUCCCGGCCGCUCUCCCGAAGCGCAGCUCCCCCAGCACGGGGGACUCUGAUCUGAAGGAGGAGCGCAUGGUGUCCCGCAAGGCGAGCUGCAGCGCGGUGGGGAGCCGCACCAUCCCCCCGAGCAGCCCCAUGGUGAGCAGUGCCAACAACCCCAACAAGGCAGAGAUACCGGAGAGGCGCAAAGAGGCCAGCGUCGCCACUAAUAACAUCCCAGCCAGCGCGAUGACCCGGCGGAACACAUAUGUGUGCACUGACCGCUCGAGCACCGAGAAGCACUCUCUGCUGCAGAACGGCAAGGAGAACAGCACCGUGUCUCACCGUGUCCCGCCCCCCUCCCCCUCCUCUCACAGCAUUGCUGCGGGGGCGUCCUGCUCCUCCUCCUCCAGCGGGGAGCGCUCUCGCCUCUCUCGCGGCUCCUCCAUCCGCAGCACCUUCCACGGAGGGCAGCUCCGGGACCGGCGGGGACCCUCACACCCCCCCACGUCCCCCACCCUCUCCCACGAUGCCUCCCCCCUGCCACAUGCACGCAGCCGGGCCACAUCCAACCUAUUCAGCAAGCUGACCUCCAAACUGACCCGCAGGGUCACUCUUGACCCGUCUAAACGACAGAACUCAAACAAAUCUGUCUCCGGCUGCCCUCUACCGCAGGCAUCUAAAACAGUUAACGAACCUGAGAGAGUCUGCAGACCUCCGAUCACAAGUGGCUCUGUACCUGGGGAUUCGAAAGCGCUCGAGUCCGGGGGGAGCGGGCGGGGACCUGGCUGGAGUGUGAGGGUGGGGCGGGACCCCUCGGAGGUGCUCGGGGCGGUGAGGGAGGGGGCUCAGGGCUGUGGGUGUCAGGUUCACCAGGCCGGCCCGUUCCUGCUGUCCUGCACGCAGGGGGUGGGGGGAACGCGCGUGGUGUUUGAGGCGGAGGUGUGCCAGCUCCCCGCUGGACCCCUCCUCACCAGUGCAGUGCGCUUCCGAAGACUCUGGGGGGCGCCCACGGGCUUCCGGGACAUCGCCAGCCGGAUCAGCAAGGAGCUGCACCUCUAAGGGUGGGGUGUGGGG
Messenger RNA from Polyodon spathula (Mississippi paddlefish), 3254 nucleotides. Its product is annotated as MAP/microtubule affinity-regulating kinase 4-like. The record is from RefSeq and is a predicted model, not a curated record. Gene Ontology annotation, molecular function: protein serine/threonine kinase activity; ATP binding; tau-protein kinase activity. Lineage: Eukaryota; Metazoa; Chordata; Actinopteri; Acipenseriformes; Polyodontidae. The transcript has 18 exons. Gene Ontology annotation, biological process: intracellular signal transduction; microtubule cytoskeleton organization; protein phosphorylation. The coding region runs from base 894 to 3239 and encodes 781 amino acids. Gene Ontology annotation, cellular component: cytoplasm.